This is a messenger RNA of Labeo rohita (rohu), 1814 nucleotides long. RefSeq names its product PGAM family member 5, serine/threonine protein phosphatase, mitochondrial (gene pgam5). Gene Ontology annotation, biological process: positive regulation of mitochondrial fission. Lineage: Eukaryota; Metazoa; Chordata; Actinopteri; Cypriniformes; Cyprinidae. The coding region runs from base 279 to 1148 and encodes 289 amino acids. The record is from RefSeq and is a predicted model, not a curated record. Gene Ontology annotation, cellular component: mitochondrion. The transcript is spliced from 6 exons.
UCUUUUGUCGCUGGCUUCACACAAGUAGUCGUGACUGCUUUUGGAAAGUUCAGUUUAUAUGAAAACUAUAUAUUUCUGAAGUUCAAAUACAUUCUCUCUCACAUGGUUUAGAAAGAAAAAACUUUUUGUCAUGACGAGACACCAGUGAUGAUUUAUUAUUAUGCGUGACGUUGUGAGAAAGGAGGAAACAGUGGCACUUCCUUAGCAGAGUGACCCAUUGUGCGUCAUAGCGCUAAAGAGCUGCCGUUACUCUCCAUUGACGCUAGUAUUUUCGAGUCAUGUCGUUUCGGAGAGCGAUCAGUAUUGCGUGCGGGUUCGCCGGUGGAUCCGCGGUGCUCGUGUGCGCGGCGGUCGCGGCAGAUAAGCAAGGGUACUUCGGAGAACGAUGCCGGUUGAGAGAGACCCUGGCUGCCGUGUACGCAGCGCAACCGCCGGCAUGGCCCACUGUGAACGGAUGGGAUUAUAAUUGGGACAAACGUGACCCCUUGUCUAUUAUGAACGGGAGGAAAAAGGAAAGUGCUGGUGACAUUGGAAGUCCAGAUGGAGAGAACAACAAACCCAAAGCCACACGCUACAUUUGUCUCAUCAGACACUCUCAAUACAACCUCAAGGGGGAAGGAGAUAAAGAGAAGAUCCUGACGCCUUUAGGACGUGAACAAGCUGAGUUUACAGGACAGAGAUUAGCAGCGCUCGGACUGAAGUACGACGUUCUCAUCCACUCCUCCAUGACCAGAGCUACAGAGACAGCCAACAUCAUUAGCAAAUACCUGCCAGGUGUGGAGCUUGUAAGCUGUGAUUUACUGCGAGAGGGUGCGCCCAUAGAGCCCGUCCCACCUGUCACUCACUGGAAACCUGAGGCAGUGCAGUACCACGAGGACGGCGCACGGAUCGAGGCAGCGUUCCGCCGCUACAUCCACCGAGCUGACCCCAAGCAGAAGGAGGACAGCUACGAGAUUAUCGUCUGUCAUGCUAAUGUCAUCCGCUAUUUUGUGUGCAGGGCUCUGCAGUUUCCUCCAGAGGGCUGGCUGAGGAUGGGCCUGAACAACGGCAGCAUCACCUGGCUGACGAUUCGGCCCAGUGGCCGAGUGGCUCUGAGAUCACUGGGAGACUCUGGCUUCAUGCCUCCAGAAAAACUUAGCCGGACCUGACGCUCUCAAGCUAGACCAGCAUGCCUCAUUACAGCCUAGAACCGAAGGAUCAUUGAGAUGGACAGAUGUUAGAGUUGCAAAGAGUGGAAACAUUUCCUUAAAUGUUCACCUGAACGUUUUCUGAAAUGCUGUGAAAUUCUAGAAUACAGAAUGUGAUUUCAUAUUCACCAACUCCUCUAGCUUGUUUCAUAAUAAUCAUACGUAGCUGUAAUUUAGGAGAAUAUUGCUGUGAGAAAUUCAUUUGCAACUCUAGCAUCUGUUGCUGUGGUGAUCAGUUACUCCACAAGUGUCUUGAGUGUAAUAAUUUUGUAUUUUUAAAACAAACAAGUUGAGAAUAAUGAAUAUGUCUUCAAUUAGACACUCCUGUGCCAUGCUUUGUCUGAUCUAUGACGGUCAUGGAAAGGUGGAAUUAACCAGCAAGUGUACUUUUUUAUGUUUAUGACGAGGUGUCUUCUUCCAGGAGCUUUAUGCAAACUCUGGAGGCCUUGUUGAGGCAGUUGGUGUGUAUUUGCACUGUUUAUGUGGAAUUGUUCAUGAUUGUUUUAGAGGCAAGGCGUGAGUUUACUAAAAUGUGAGAAUCUUGCCAUUAACAGGUUGAAGAUGACUCUGUAUUAAUGUUUGUAUGAUGUUUAUGGCCGUAAAAAAAUAAAUUCAUUCAGUUGUUUA